AUGAGAAAAGGACUCAGGGGAGGGAAAGACGAAGAUCGACCCCAGGAGGCCCGGGAUCUAAGACCCAGGCGCCUGAGGACAGCUGGGGAACUGGGAGGCAAAGCUCGAAAUGGCUGAGUGGAAGAGCCACCUCCCUGCAGGAGGACAGGGCCAAGAGGGAGAUUACAAAGGCGCCGGGCCCAGGGCUGCGACAUACACCUGCCACAGCCCGGGAGAUCGGGGACCUGCCAACUUACCCCACCCCAUGAGCUCAUGGCUGCAUCUGCCAGACACUGGCUCCAGGAGCAGGUGCUGACAACACGGCCUGGGCGCAGAAAGACAAAAUCCCUGGAGAGGAACACUUGGCUCGAGGCCACACCACAUUUCCAUGUCAUUUUCAAGUGGCACCAAGUGGGCUAG
Messenger RNA from Chinchilla lanigera (long-tailed chinchilla), 399 nucleotides. RefSeq names its product chromosome unknown open reading frame, human C12orf80. The record is from RefSeq and is a predicted model, not a curated record. Lineage: Eukaryota; Metazoa; Chordata; Mammalia; Rodentia; Chinchillidae.